UGCUGGAAUCUUAGAAAUCUUAAAAAAUUAAAAAGUAAAUUAAUGAAAAUAAUAGUAAAUAAGCUAAUUAGACACUGCAAAGCACAUAAUUCUUAAAGAUAAGAGAAGAAAUAAUAUUACUAAGUUGAAUUAGACAUCAGAAAACAUUUUAAAUCAAUAGAAAUGCCGACAAUCAUUUGUUUAGAUGUUUCAUUAUCCAUGACAAGAAUUGCUUAUACCAAUAGAGACAAUCAAGAAAUAACUUACAGUCAACUUGCAGUCACAGGAAUUAAUGAAUAUCUCGAUUAUCUUACUAGACACAAAUCUAUGGAAUUUGUAUCACUUCUAUAUACUGAAUUAAAGUACAGGAGAAUCAAUUGCUUUGAUCUAUCAUUCUUAACAUAUACCGGUGAAAUCAAUGAAGAGAAUUAUCCAAGAGUAAUAGUAACUGAAACAGACGAAACGUCAAAAGAAGAAGAAGAAUAUAAUGAGGGAAAUUCAUUGCCUGUAAAAUUCGAGUUUGAUGUAGAAUACCUAAAAAGUCUUGAUCCAAAAGCUUGGAAAGAUCAAGAUCAUUAUGCUGUAUUAGGAUUGAAAGAUUUCAGAUAUAAUGCAAGCGAUGAUGAUGUACGAAGAGCAUACCGAGCAAUUGUAUUGAGACAUCAUCCAGACAAGAGAAAAGGCCAAGGAGAAAAUGUCGAUCCAGAUAAUGACUACUUUACAUGCAUAACACGAGCCUAUGAAUUUUUAGGAGUUCAACCAAAACGACGUAGCUAUGAUUCUGUUGAUCCUUAUUUUAAUGAUGAUUUACCGACACAGAAUGAGAUUGAUAAGGAUUUCUUUGAAGCAUUAGCACCAGUUUUUAAGCUUAAUGCUCGUUGGAGUGAGAAAAAAAGAGUCCCAUUAUUAGGAACAAUGGAUAGUAGCCGUAAACAUGUAGAGAAAUUCUAUGAUUUUUGGUAUGACUUCCAAUCGUGGCGUGAAUACAGUUAUAUGGAUGAAGAAGACAAGGAAAAAGGUCAGGAUCGUGAUGAGCGACGUUGGAUCGAUAAGCAAAAUAAGGUAAUGAGAACAAAACGUAAAAAGGAAGAAAUGGCAAGAAUUAGACAACUCGUUGAUUUGGCAUACAACAAUGAUCCGCGUAUUGUUAAAUUUAAAAAGGAGGAAAAGGAUAAGAAAUUAGCAGCAAAGAAAGCCAAACAGACAGCAGCACAGGCAUUAAAACAUUUAGAAGAUCAACAAAAACGUGAAGAGGAAGCAGCUAAACUUAAGGCUGAACAGGAAGAACAAAAACGUAUUGUCGAGAUACAAAAGGAAAGAGAAUUACAGAAACGUGCCUUAAAGAAAGAACGUAAAGUCUUAAGAGAUCUUGCUAAAUCUCAAAAUUAUUUCACAAAGGAAGAUAAUGACCUAAUUAAAAACAUUGAGAAUGUAGAAAAGCUCUGUGAAGCUUUAAAGCUCCUAGAAUUGCAAGAUCUCAAUAAGAAAUUAAAUGAAGAUCCGGUAAAUACCGUUGAUGUUUUCAAUUUUGCAGUAAAUGAGUUGGAAAAGCAAUUGGAUGAGGAACGAACGAGAAGUUUACAAGGAAAUUAUAUCAAUUCACUCGGCAAGAACACAAAUAAUCCACUGACGAAUAAGAAAGCUUUAUGGAAUAACGACAAUAUUCAAUUAUUAAUUAAAGCUGUUAAUUUAUUUCCUGCUGGAACCAAUCAACGUUGGGAUGUUGUUGCUAAUUUCAUCAAUUUACAUGCUAAGAAUUUACCAGAAAAUGUCAAAUUUAAUUCAAAGGAAGUUCUGAAUAAGGCAAAGGAUAUUCAGUCAAGUGAUUUCUCAAAGAAUGACUUAAAAUUCCAAGUUAAUCAAAAAGCUUUUGAAUCAUUCGAAAAAGGCAAAAAAGAAUUAAAAAUUGUUGACAGAUCAGAUAUUAGUGAAAAAGAUCCAGGCACGCCAGCAGUAAAUGGAACUGCCGCACCAAAGCAACCAAUUAAGGAAGUUAAGGAAUUAAAAGAGGUCAAGGAAACCAAAGAAGCUAAGCCUUGGACAAAAGAAGAGCAAACGUUACUAGAACAAGCCAUUAAAACGUAUCCAGUAUCAACGCCUGAUCGUUGGGAUAGAAUUGCUGAAUGUAUUCCAAAUAGAAACAAGAAAGAAUGCUUAAAGCGAGUCAAGGAACUUGUAGAUCUUAUAGUUUAUAGCACAUUAUAUGAUGUUCUUGUGGAUUUUACAAAGGACUAUUCACAAAUUCGCCAAGUUUUAACGAAAAUUGAGCAUUAUGACAAGACCUGCUUACUUAAUGUUCUAGCUGCAUGCAAUAAACAGCUCAGCACUAAUUGGGGAACUCAGAGCUAUUCACAGAUUCUCUUUGUGACUGAUCUAGGAGUUGGAUUAGGGAAAAAUUCAAUAAAAAGUUUAAUUAACGGUAAUGGAACAUCUAAUGAACCACCUCCAUUGCCACUUCCAAUGCCGAGUAAAGUUUCAGUCCUGUGUAUUGGAAAUGAAGAUGAUCCGGGCUUCAAACACGGAUUGAUUUUAUAUCAGCAACUGCUUGAUACUUCAAAGCAAAAAGGACAACUUUUCAUACCUAAAUUCUCAGAAAGUAAGACAUUGAAUGAAAGAGCAGUCAAUAAAAUGUUCAAACAGAUGUGCGAGGUUAAUUUCAAACCAUUUGAAGCCACAUUAAGCAUGGGUUCAUAUUUUAAAUUAGAAUCGCAGAUUUCCUUAUUCCCUGAACCCUUUCCAUACAUAAUUAAAGACGUUUUUGGAAGUGAGACAUCGAGAAUGAUUUCAAAGAGACUUGAAGUUUGUGGAUAUAUAAAAAUUGCAGAUAUUGUUGGAUCUGGUGGUUCCCCAGCAUGUGUUAGUCGACAUUUAGUCUUUCCAAGGAUUGAUUCAUCACAAAAGAAAACCACUUCGGAACUACAAAAAUUAGACACCGAAAUAAAGCACUUCUUUGGUAAAAAUGACGAUGAUGAAAGCUCAAGUUCGUCUGUAUCUGAGGAAUCAGCUUGUGUUUUACUUCAUGGAGCAUUAAAAGUUGAGAAUAUGGCUGCACUUGUCCUAAUUGCUGAUGAUUGGUAUGGAUUUCUAUAUAGCUAUGCUGACAAAAAGAAAUCAAAUUUAUUGCUAUCAAUUUUACAACCUGGAAAUAAUCCAAUCCCAUGGAUAGGUGAUUUUAGAUUCCUUGGAUUUCAAUUAGAUGCUUUGCCUGGCGAGACUUAUGGAUUUCCUGUUAAAACUGAAAAGAAAAGCUAUUCAUCAUCAUCGAACAUAAUCUCAUGGAUACGUGAAUCAGCACUUCAAGCCGACAUCCAAAAAAUCCUUCGUCAUGCUAAAAAAAUGCCAGAAAAAACUUCACAUUUCUACAAGGAGUUAAAUAGGAUCAGAAGAAAUGCUCAGUCAUUGGGCUUUAAUGAACUUAUUGAUGUGUUGGCUGAUAUUUUUGAGAAGGAAGCUCAAAUGAUGGUUGGAAAUCAGGAAAGUUGUAUUCAAUUGAGAUUUGCAGCUAGUGAAUUACGCAGAAGCGAUCGUGAUGUAAUCAAAAAGUUCGAAGCCUAAAUUGUGCAUAAUAAGGCUUUUUGAUGAUCAUACUCUUAUUUUUGAAGAGGUUUAAGUUUAGAAUCAAUAAAUGGAUUACUUUACGGUAUUUUAAAUUUCAAAUAUUUUAACGGUUUUAAACUUUUAAAUAUUUC
Molecule: messenger RNA, 3668 nt
Organism: Chironomus riparius
Lineage: Eukaryota; Metazoa; Arthropoda; Insecta; Diptera; Chironomidae
Source: the annotation of a GenBank genome assembly